AUGGAAAGGAAAGGACUAGCCGCAGAAGAGGAAGAGGGCACAGAGUUGGAGCUAGAAGCGCUGUACCGUCGGUACUGCGUGCGACUGAAACAUGCAUUAUUCGUAUCAGCACUGUGCGUCACACUGGUGUGCAGUCUCGCCUUGCUGUGCGCUGUCUGCAUACUCCACUCUCAAGACCUCUCCCAGCAAGUGGCAUCAAUAGCAUCCCUAUCAGUUAUCACGCUCGUGCUGUCACUGGUGCUGGCACUGGCGCUGCUGCCCGCCGCGCCGGAGUGGGAAGCGUUCGCGCUGACGGGCUCCGUGCUGGUCACGUUGUGCCUCGGAGCAGGGACGCUCAUGGCCACGCAUCACGCGCCGCUGCCGCUGUUCGCGCUAGUACUGAUGGUGCACACCAUGAUGCCGAUAGCGCGGUCGAUAUCGCUCGCCAUGUCUGUGGUGCUCACGCUGGCAUAUCUUGGCCUGGCGUUGGGCAUGAGGACCGAAGGUGAGGAGAGGCAGUUCUAUCAGCAGCUGAUCUCCGAGCUAGCCCUCCUCUGCUCAGCGACUGGCAUUGGCCUAUACUACCGAGCGCUCACUGAGCGAGCGCACAGGAACACCUUCGCCGGCACAAGGACCUGCCUGGAGCAGCGGGUGAAGUUGGAGUGCGAGCGGGAGCAGCAGGAGCGGCUGCUGCUGUCCGUCAUACCGGCGUAUAUUGCUGCUGAGCGGGUGAAGCUGGAGUGCGAGCGGGAGCAGCAGGAGCGGCUGCUGCUGUCCGUCAUACCGGCGUAUAUUGCUGCUGAGAUGUAG
This is a messenger RNA of Ostrinia furnacalis (Asian corn borer), 789 nucleotides long. RefSeq names its product adenylate cyclase type 2-like. Gene Ontology annotation, biological process: adenylate cyclase-inhibiting G protein-coupled receptor signaling pathway; adenylate cyclase-activating G protein-coupled receptor signaling pathway; cAMP biosynthetic process. The record is from RefSeq and is a predicted model, not a curated record. Lineage: Eukaryota; Metazoa; Arthropoda; Insecta; Lepidoptera; Crambidae. Gene Ontology annotation, molecular function: adenylate cyclase activity. Gene Ontology annotation, cellular component: plasma membrane. Bases 1 to 789 code for a protein of 262 amino acids. The transcript is spliced from 7 exons.